CCCCUGAUGACAGGUCACAUGACCUGAAACGUGUAGGGAGCUCCUGAACAGAUUCACUCACAUAGCAGGAACAAGCUGUCUUUCUCCUUCCCUCACUGGUUUCUGUUAACGUUAGUGAAAACUAUUAUUUCUUGGAACAACAUACCUGAAGGACUGCAGAAGUUGUAAUAUACAGGUGCACAGGGAAACAGAAAGGAUUUUAGAUCGGCAACACUGGCAGGACUCGAGAUGAAUGCUGAUAAGUAUGCUAAUUAAUGUCCACAUGCAAUGUAACCUGAUCCAACGGCUUGUAACCUGCACACUGGGGAAAAGGCUAUUUGCCUGUUGUGCCUUUUUAAAAUCACGCUUGUGAGGCAGGGGCAGGCUUUAAGGAUGCAGCUUACAAAAAAAUUCCUGGUGGAGCGCAUGGCAACAAUUACUUGGAGAGAAUGCUGCAUACAACUAAGUGAAGUUGUUAACGGAUACAGAUGGCUGUGAAAACAAUGAGGUGGGUGCUACAUCCGUUAGUCAGUAUCCUAAAGAGACUGUUCGCAAACGGCAGAAUUCCAUGCGCAGCUCCAGGAGUAGUGACUCUUGCAGAUCAUCAAGGAAAAGUUUCAAGUUAGAUGUCAGAAUGGAAGAGGAUGUAACCAAGUCAAGGAGACACAAGAAUGGCAGAUUUGUGAACCCAUGGCCUACAUGGAAGACACCCUCCUUCUGGAAUAUUCUGAAAUGGGCAUUCACAGAAAAAGAUAAUAGCAGUGUUCCUAGCUCAAGAGAGGAGCUUGACAAGGUGCUUCCAGUUGUUAAACCCUACUUUGUUCAAUACCCUGAUUUUGCUGGCAAGACCGAAAAUGGAAUACGGGUCACAUGGUUAGGACAUGCUUCUGUCAUGGUAGAAAUGGAUGAUGUGAUAUUUCUUACUGAUCCUAUCUUCAGUCAACAUGCAUCCCCAUUAAGCUUUGCAGGGCCUAAGCGUUUCCGUGGGCCUCCAUGUUCAGUAGAGCAACUUCCUAAAAUUGAUGCCGUUGUAAUCAGCCAUAACCAUUAUGACCACUUGGAUUAUAACACAGUAGUGGGUCUUAAUGAGCGUUUUGGCACUGAGUUGAGAUGGUUUGUACCUUUGGGUCUUCUAAACUGGAUGCAGAGUUGUGGCUGUGACAAUGUAAUUGAAUUGGACUGGUGGGAGCAAAACUGUGUACCUGGACAUGAUGAAGUAACAUUUGUGUUUACCCCAUGCCAGCACUGGUGCAAAAGGACACCUAUAGAUGACAACAAAGUGCUUUGGGGUAGUUGGUCUGUCCUAGGACCAUCAAACAGAUUCUUUUUUGCAGGAGAUACUGGGUACUGUGCUGCUUUUGAAGAGAUAGGGAAGAGAUAUGGUCCUUUUGACAUAGCUGCUAUUCCAAUUGGAGCCUAUGAACCAAGAUGGUUCAUGAGAAGUCAGCAUGUGGACCCAGAAGAGGCAGUUAGAAUUCAUGCUGAUGUUCGUGCAAAGAAAUCUAUUGCCAUUCACUGGGGGACGUUUGCAUUAGCCAAUGAGCACUUUUUGGAUCCACCAAGAAAACUCAGUGAAGCACUUGAAAGAUAUGGACUGAACAUUGAUGACUUUUUUGUGUUAAAUCAUGGAGAAUCUAUAUCCCUUAAUAUGGAUAAUGAUGAUUUAUCAGAAGAUUGAUGAAUAUAGGCUAAUAUUUUCAUUAAAUACUUUUACUAAAAUAUUUCAAGAAAGCAAUUGAUAUGCAUUCCUUACAUUUAACCCUUUUUUCUGCUAAAGAUGUAAAUUAUACAUAGAAUCUACAUAUUCAGGUUUAAGAUUGCCCCCACCAACUGUCUUGCCUAGCAAAGCAUUAUUCUUGUAGCACACCUAAACUUGGCCAAAUUGAGGUAAAGGGUUAAAUAUUUUUUUAGCUAUUUUUCUGCCUUUAAUAACAGCUGUGAAUCGCUAUUGUGUGACCAGAACAGCACCGUAAUGUAACAGCACGCCGACUCCUAUGAGUAUUUAGUCAUAAUCAAAGACUGCACCAUGUAAAAAAAAAAAUGAGGAUAUGAAAAGCACUGCAUGGCUGUACUGACUAUACUGUCAGUAGAUGUGUAGUGCUUUGCAGUUAAUGUACACAGGGCAGUUUUGGUCCAUAUCAGCCUUUACUUUGCUGGUGGGGUAAAUGCAUUGUGUGCCAUUAACCUUGGCAAUAAAAUGUGAACUUUUUUUUUUAUGCCGGCAUUUGAAUAUAAGGAGUGCACGUCAGAGUUGCUUUAAGGGAAACAUAAUGCACCUUUUGAUAUACAUUUGUAGAACUUCAUGUGUAGGUACUGAAAUUUAAUAGUUUAUUUGAUGUUUUAAUAGAAACCAUGUCCUAUAAAUGGUUAUUUAAAAAAAAGAUAAAAUGGAGUAUCAUCCUAAAUAGAUACUAAUAUUAUGAGAUUUUGUAAUUUAGUCUUUUUUUUUUUUUUUCCAUUUUGCCUCUCACACUCUAUCCAGCAUACAUUUAGCCCAGGGUACAUGCAGGUGAGCUAUCCUCUUCUUUUCUUCUUUACUUGUGAGCCCAGUGCCGGUGCAUGCACAAUAGAGCGAAAAUUAUGGCUUUUUUUUGUAGCUGGCACAAAGAAAGAAGAUGAAAAAUAUUGCUCGCCUGCAUGUACCCCAAGCCGGUGUGGUUUUUUGCUUACAGGAGCACCAGCCAGGGGUAUCGGGUAAGUGAAUGCAAUUACUGGGGGGUGCUUAACAUUUAGGCAUCCCCCAGUGAUGCAACCUUUACUAUAUAAAUAUAUAGGAAGUCUAAUAUUUUUUUUCCCGAACAGUUGGCAACCCUAACAAUCAAAUAAAAGUUCAGAUCCCAAACUGGCUAUAUGUUGAAAGCAAAGCUGAUUCAAAGCGAAUAAUAACCUAUUGCAAGUUAGCUUUUUUAUUACUACUGUCAUCAUAGUGAAAGAUUGUUUUAUGGUAAAAACCCACAACAAAGAUGUAACCUCAUGUUUACAUUACCUUAGUAAAGAAUGAAAACUAGUGUAAAAUAAAAAAAAAUCCAUGUGCCUUUAUAAUAAACAGAUUAUGGCUAAAUCUAACACAUAACUGAAAGAUAAUAUUUUAAUGGAAUUGCUUUCAUAGAUUACAUUUUUAUUAAAAUUAAGGUCAGAGGUAAUCUUUGAUACAAGGGCAAACUUUAUUGAAAUAACUCUUUAUUGUAUUUCCAAAAGAGGAACAGUAGAAGGAGAGAAAAAUACUAAGAUUAGGGGAAUAGAGCUUGCAAUAAGUACAAGGGCAGACUUUAAUAGAGAAAAUAUAUAGGAUAGUUUGAUAGAGGGGAAAAAUAAAUGGGGCAGAAUUAUUUUAUAUAAAAGCAAAUAAAUAGCAAAUAAAAGUAGGGAUGCACCGAAUCCACUUUUUCAGAUUCGGCCGAACCCCUGAAUCCUUCGUAAAGGAUUCGGCCGAAUACCAAAUCCGAAUCCUAAUGAACAUAUGCCGAAACUUGGCCAAUUCCCGAACUGAAUCCUGGAUUUGGUGCAUCUCUAUUUUAAAGCCCUUAACUUAUCACCAGAUACUUGCUGUAAAAUCCAUCUAUGAAACUCCACUCUAAUGCGCUUGGUGCAUGCACUAUUUGGGUAUAAUAGGAUUAGUGUGCCUUGGGCAUCCCAGUAUAUAAAUCCUUUUCUGAUUAUAAACAUUUCAUACAAAAAUGGAGGUGGCCCCUCAAAAUGCACUUAAACAUUUGCUGAUACUGUGUGUGCUUUGACCUUUUAUAAUAAAAAGUAAUUGGUUAUUUAUGUAAGAAGUCUGACAAGCCUGAUGUCAAGAGUCCUUGCCUGUAUUUACUGAGGAAUUAUACAUUUGCUAGGGAAACAUAUGUGUUUUAGAUAAAACAAAUCUGAGAUACGAGUUAACAGGGAAAAUCUUUCCAUACUCGUAAGGGCAAUGACACCGGGAGAUUUGUAGUCAGCGUUAAAAAUAAAUAAAAAUGUCCCUAGCACUGACUUCAAAGCUCCAUGAAGAUGCCUUGCCAUAGACUUAUAUUGGAAACACUGCAAGUAAAACGUAUGACUCAUGGCAAUCUGGCGUAAUCGCAGGAAAUUGCAAAGGAAGGCAAUAUUAGCCUAUGGCAAGGUGUUUUCAGAGAGAUUCGUAGCCAGCGCUAGCAAAUUUUUUUAAUGCUGGCUACAAAUCUUCUGAUGUAUCAUUGCCCAAAGAAGGCCAUACACCGAGUGGUUCUCCCCCGAGACAAAUAUAAAAUAUUUUUGUGUAGUGGGCUCUGUCAGAUCAGGUACUUGAUCAUUUUGGCCCAAGAUUUAAUAAAGGGCAUCCCAUAUAGACUCCUUAGGAGAGGACUGCAUCCUUGGACCAACAUAGUUGUGGCUCAAAACAUUUUCCAACCCAAUUUAUUGAUACUGUAUCUGGCAAAGCCCUGACUGGAUAAGUCAGGAAGGCCAUUGUUUUGGUCUCCUACACAGGAUGUAUGCUGCUGAAUUGGUUAGAAGUUGGCAGUCAGUGUGGCCUGACAACUUAAAGGGUUCCUUUACCCAAAAACUGUUGUUAUAUACAAUAAUAAACUGAUAAACUGCUUAGAAUUGUGUUUUUUAUCAGUAUUUGCUGGCGGAACCCUCCCUGAUCAAUUCAGCAGCAUAUGGCCCGUGUAUGGCCAAAACAACGGUCACUCCCACUAAUAUUUGAUCAAGGCUUGGCCAGAUAUAAGUGAAGAAGUUUGAAAAUGUUGUUUGGCAGUGGGGGCAAAGGGGUCUGCAUGGGGUCUCUUUAUAUUUUGAAACAAUGUAAAAAAGAUUACAGAAUAUUUGGAAUUCUAUUAAAAACCCAGAGUGCCUUUUCAUGCAAACUGUACUUUUUGUAAGCAUUGUCCCAAACUAGAGAAACUGGAACAGGUUUUUUGUGUGAUACUUGCUGUUUUGUACAUGAAUGUGUAAUGCAUUAUUUAGCAAACAUAUUAUGAAAGUAAACACUGGAAAACAGAUGUUGUAAAUGAAUGUAAGAGAUUAUGGAAAGCAGUUAAAAUGGUGAACAAUGGCAGGACAGAGAAGGGCCUUUACCUUUUGUGUAGAAUAGGUGAUUGGUAAAAGUAUAUUGAAUUGUUUUGUUAGUUAUCCAUCCUUUAAACUACAAUUCCCACUAUCGCCAGCUUGGGGCUGAGCAUUAACCAAAACGUAGUCAUGCUGACAUUCUCAAGUCAAGUCUUUAACUUUAAACCACCAACACAGUUUUUGGGCAGUUCUGCAAUAAUGACAUAAUGGCACAGUACAACAUGCAUGAUCUGCUUGGAGCCUGGAUGUCUUUUAGGGAGGUUCAUACAUAAUAAAACUAACCAUAGAUUGUGUUUGCUCAUUUGUCAGUGCCAUUCAAAUAAAGGAAAGUAAUCUGCCUGCCCCAGCUUUAUAACAUAUUGCAAUAAAGUAUUAGUUAGCUUUAACAAUCUAUUCAACACCAAAACAUAACUAAUAAGUGCCAAUGGUUACUGGACUGGUAAUACCUAUGCCCAUGCUUUACAACUAAAGCCAGUAAGUAGCACACUAUGCAUUUUCUCUGCAGAGGUUUGCUUGAAAAUGCAUAAGUGUGUCCUGACAGGCCAAUGCUGUGCUUCUUAGUGCACAAAGAGUCAGCAGAUUGGUCAUUUCUAUGCAGAAAAUGCCUAGUGUGCAUUUAGCCUACUCCUAUUUUGUUUUCUUGCCUGUCAGCACAUGUUCUAAUAAAGAUCUUUCAAUAAUGCCAAAAAAUAACUAUAUUAGAAUAGUGCAUAACCGAUCUCUUGUUAAUUAAAAUACUGUUUUAAAAUCAAA
This is a messenger RNA of Xenopus tropicalis (tropical clawed frog), 5760 nucleotides long. It is a transcript of the gene napepld, whose product is annotated as N-acyl phosphatidylethanolamine phospholipase D. Gene Ontology annotation, cellular component: Golgi membrane; nucleoplasm; endosome membrane. The coding region runs from base 548 to 1657 and encodes 369 amino acids. Gene Ontology annotation, molecular function: zinc ion binding; N-acylphosphatidylethanolamine-specific phospholipase D activity. NCBI's taxonomy places the organism in Eukaryota, Metazoa, Chordata, Amphibia, Anura, Pipidae. The record is from RefSeq and is a predicted model, not a curated record. The transcript has 6 exons.